AUGAAGAAACAGCCGCAGCAGCACAGCAGCAGGGACUGCCAGGAGCCCCGGCCCCAUGUGGCCCCUUCAGCUGGAGGGGGGCCCGGGCAGGGGGGUGCCUGGAGGAGGCGGCGGCCCCUCUCGCUGCUGCCUUUCCUCUCGCUCCGCGACUACGGCUUCUGCAUGGCCGCCCUGCUGCUCUUCUGCCUGGGCUCCCUCUUCUACCAGCUCAACGGGGGACCCCCGCACUUUCUGCUGGACCUGAGGCACUAUCUAGGAAAUUCCACUUACUUGGAUGACCAUGGACCACCCCCACGCAAGGUACUUCCUUUCCCUAGCCAAGUGGUGUACAACAGAGUUGGAAAGUGUGGGAGUCGAACUGUGGUUUUGCUUUUGAGAAUCUUGUCAGAGAGGCAUGGGUUCAACCUGGUUACAUCAGACAUUCAUAACAAAACCAGACUGACCAAAAAUGAACAGAUGGAAUUGAUUAAAAACAUAAGCACUGCUGAGCAGCCCUAUUUAUUCACCAGACACGUUCAUUUCCUCAACUUUUCAAGGUUUGGAGGAGAACAGCCAGUGUACAUCAAUAUUAUUAGGGAUCCUGUCAACCGAUUUUUAUCCAACUAUUUUUUCCGUCGAUUUGGAGACUGGAGAGGGGAGCAGAAUCAUAUGAUCCGCACCCCAAGUAUGAGGCAAGAAGAAAGAUAUCUAGAUAUUAAUGUAUGUGUUCUUGAAAACUACCCUGAAUGUUCCAAUCCCAGGUUAUUUUACAUCAUACCGUAUUUCUGUGGACAACAUCCAAGAUGCAGGGAGCCUGGGGAAUGGGCCCUCGAAAGAGCAAAACUGAACGUGAAUGAAAAUUUCCUGCUUGUGGGGAUUCUGGAAGAGCUAGAGGAUGUGCUGCUUUUACUGGAAAGAUUCUUACCUCAUUAUUUCAAGGAUGUGCUCAGCGUCUACAAAAACCCAGAACAUAGGAAACUUGGCAAUCUGACUGUGACAGUGAAAAAGACCAUCCCUUCUCCAGAAGCUAUACAGAUCCUCUACCAGCGCAUGAGAUAUGAAUAUGAGUUCUACUACUAUGUCAAAGAGCAGUUUCACCUGCUAAAGCGCAAAUUCGGACUUAAGUCUCAUAGCAGUGAACCACCUCCCAAGCCAGAAUUCUUUAUUCCUUCUCCCCUGGAAACUGAAGAACCGAUAGAUGAUGAGGAGCAAGAUGAUGAAAAGUGGUUAGAAGAUAUCUAUAAAAGGUGA
Molecule: messenger RNA, 1230 nt
Organism: Emys orbicularis (European pond turtle)
Lineage: Eukaryota; Metazoa; Chordata; Testudines; Emydidae
Gene: UST
Product: uronyl 2-sulfotransferase
Exons: 8
Coding region: 1-1230 (409 amino acids)
Cellular component (GO): membrane
Molecular function (GO): sulfotransferase activity
Source: RefSeq, a predicted model, not a curated record